ACAACUUUGUACGUCCAAAGCAAGAACCGGCCUUUGGCGCCCUCUAUUGGUCGCGUCUGGGACAUGAGAACAUAAUGUCUCCUCGUCAGAAUGGAUGGACAUUGGCGCACAAACACUACGUCCUGGCCUGACUUCAUUUAACAAACUUCCUCUGCUGUCACCUCCAGAGCCCGACGCUUCAGGUGACGCACCUUGACAGAGAAACCCGGCUUUGUGGUUCUAAGCACGGCUCUGAGGGAACUUGUUUUCAAAACGUUGCUUUCGUUCUGAACAACUGGAUGCUACGCAGCUAGCGGCUCUUUAGCACCUUGAGCAGCCUUCACGGAGGACAGCGGGAUUUCUGAGGAUGCCGAGUUACCUCACUGACUAAGCGCGGAGGCAGGAUGAGGAGCCGCAGUAACUCAGGAGUGAGGCUGGACGGGUAUGCCAGGCUGGUCCAAGAAACCAUCCUGUGUCACCAGAACCCAGUGACCGGCCUCCUUCCCGCCAGUAUCCAGAAGAAGGACGCCUGGGUGAGGGACAAUGUGUACAGCAUUAUGGCCGUGUGGGGGCUGGGCAUGGCGUACCGCAAGAACGCCGAUCGGGACGAAGAUAAAGCCAAAGCCUACGAACUGGAGCAGAGUGUAGUGAAACUGAUGCAGGGGCUCCUUCGGUGCAUGAUGAGACAGGUCGAUAAGGUGGAGAAGUUCAAGCUGACCCAGAGCACAAAGGACUGCUUGCACGCCAAAUAUGACACUCCCACCUGCGCUACUGUAGUCGGUGAUGAUGAGUGGGGUCAUCUCCAGGUGGACGCUACCUCCAUUUACCUGCUGAUGCUGGCUCAGAUGACAGCCUCAGGUCUGCGAAUCAUUUCAAACCUCGAUGAGGUAGUCUUUAUCCAGAACUUAGUGUUCUACAUAGAGGCAGCCUACAAAGUGGCGGAUUAUGGGAUGUGGGAACGAGGUGACAAGACCAACCAGGGCAUCCCGGAGCUCAACGGCAGCUCUGUAGGAAUGGCAAAGGCUGCUCUGGAGGCCAUAGAUGAACUGGAUCUGUUCGGUGCUCACGGCGGGCCGAAGUCAGUCAUUCAUGUUUUGCCUGAUGAAGUGGAGCACUGUCAGGCCAUCCUCUGCUCCAUGCUUCCAAGAGCCUCCACGUCCAAAGAGAUAGAUGCCGGUCUUCUGUCUGUCAUUUCUUUCCCCGCGUUCGCAGUGGAGGACGCCGACCUGGUGGCCAUCACCAAGUCAGAAAUCAUAAGCAAGCUACAGGGUCGCUAUGGUUGCUGUCGCUUUAUUAGAGAUGGAUAUCACUGUCCUAAAGAGGAUCCCACUCGACUGCACUAUGACCCCGCAGAGCUCAAGCUGUUUGAGAACAUUGAGUGUGAGUGGCCUGUGUUCUGGAAUUACCUCAUCCUCGAUGGCAUCUUCUUUGGAGAUCAAGUGCAGGUUCAGGAGUACCGUGAGGCGCUGGAAGGCGUUUUGCUCCGAGGGAAGAACGGCAUCAAAAUAGUGCCUGAGCUUUACGCUGUGCCUCUUGAUAAGAUAGAGGAGGAGUACAGCAAUCCUCACUCUGUGGACAGAGUGCCUAUGGGGCAGCUGCCUCACAUGUGGGGGCAGUCACUCUAUAUCUUGGGUUGCCUCCUUGCUGAGGGUUUCUUAGCUCCAGGAGAAAUCGAUCCUCUUAACAGGAGAUUCUCCACAAGUUUCAAGCCAGAUGUGGUUGUUCAAGUUUGUGUUUUAGCAGAAACGGAAGAAAUUCAGGAGCUUCUGCGCGAUCUUGGGAUUACAGUCCAGACAAUAUCAGAAGUUCUGCCAAUCAGGGUCAUGCCUGCUCGCAUCCUGAGCCACGUUUAUGUCAAACUUGGAAACAGCAAGAAACUGAAGUUGAGUGGAAGGCCUUACAGACACAUCGGAGUCCUGGGAACAUCCAAGUUCUAUGAGAUCAGGAACCGCUCCUACAUAUUCACCCCCCAGUUUCUGGAUCAGCAUCACUUCUAUCUGGCGCUGGACAACCAGAUGAUUGUAGAGAUGUUACGGACAGAGCUGGCUUACCUCUCAUCCUGCUGGAGGAUGACAGGACGGCCAACGCUGACGUUUCCCAUCACCCGCAGCAUGCUUGUUGACGAUGGAGAUGCAAUUGACCCGUGUAUCAUAGCAACACUCAGAAAACUGGAGGAUGGCUAUUUCGCUGGAGCAAGGGUCCAGAUGUCUGACCUCUCCAGUGUCCAGACCACGUCGUUCCGCACACGCCUCACUUUCCUGGACGAGGAGAGUGACGAAAGCUGUUUUGAGGAAAAUGAAGAGGAGGAUGAUGAGGGUUCCACGGACGGGUUUGACCAGUACCUGAUGCAGCUCCUCCAGAGCACCACCGCUCAGUCCCACCUUCCUCCCAUUCAGAGAGGACUGCAGCACAUCUUCAGUGCCGAGCACACCACCAAGGACAUUCUGUCGUUUAUGGCUCAGGUUCAGGGUCUGAAUGAAAUCAAGUCUUCCUUAUAUCUACCCAUGACUCCAGUCAUGGCGAAGCACCGCAGAUCCCUCAACCUCCUUGAAGUUCCUCAUCUUCCGCCUGGUUUGCAUGCAAAUCCGAGCAAGCUUCACAGUAUCGCAGAGCUGCAGCUUCCUCGAGACUCUUGCGGUAACACGGACUUUGCAGCGUUGGUGAGACAGUUAAAGGAGUGCCCCACUCUUCAGGACCAGGCCGACAUCCUCUACAUUCUCUACGUCAUGAAAGGAGCUGAUUGGGUGGUGGAGUUGUCAGACGCCGGGAUGGGUGGGCCGAGUGUGCGCUUGUUGUUGGAGGAGCUGUAUGUACAAGCUGGAGCCAGCAAAGAGUGGGGGCUUAUUCGAUACAUCUCUGGGAUACUGCGCAAGCGAGUGGAGGUCCUCGCUGAGGCUUGCACAGAUCUCAUUUCCCAUCACAAGCAGCUGACUGUAGGUCUGCCUCCAGAGCCCAGAGAACGAGUGAUAACGGCGCCACUUCCCCCUGAAGAGCUGAACACUCUAAUAUAUGAAGCCAGCGGUCAGGACAUCAGUGUGGCUGUUCUGACUCAGGAAAUCAUGGUCUAUCUGGCCAUGUAUGUGCGCUCCCAACCCGCUCUGUUUGGGGACAUGCUCCGACUCAGGAUUGGACUCAUCAUGCAGGUCAUGGCCACAGAGCUAGCUCGUAGCUUGCACUGUUCUGGUGAGGAGGCGUCUGAGAGUUUGAUGAGCCUGAGCCCCUUUGACAUGAAGAACCUGCUGCACCACAUCCUCAGUGGCAAAGAGUUUGGGGUGGAGAGAAGCAUGCGCCCCAUCCAGUCCACAGCCACGAGUCCUGCCAUCUCUAUCCAUGAACUGGGACACACAGGAGCAACAAAGACCGAACGCACUGGAAUACACAAGUUAAAGAGCGAGAUAAAACAGAUCAUCGGUGGCAGUCAUUCUUUGAGUAGCAAUGUGACCUCUCCUCGUUCCACGCGCUGCAGCAGUCCCUCCACUCCCAGUGGAAUCCUGUCCCCAGUGGGUCACAGUUCUGUAUACGGCCAGCUGCACUGGGAGGAAAGGCAAGGUCAGUGGCUGCGCAGACGGAGGCUGGAUGGAGCCAUCAACCGAGUCCCAAUGGGCUUCUACCAAAAAGUAUGGAGGAUCUUGCAGAAGUGCCAUGGGUUAUCCAUUGAUGGAUACGUUCUGCCCUCUUCUACCACAAGAGAGAUGACAGCUGGGGAGAUCAAGUUCGCUGUGCAGGUGGAGUCUGUUUUAAAUCACGUCCCUCAGCCGGAGUACCGGCAGCUGCUGGUGGAGACUGUGAUGGUUCUGGGCCUUGUGGCUGACGUAGAUGUGGACAACAUUGGUGGCAUCAUCCAUGUGGAUCGCAUUCUGCAUCUGGCCAACGAUCUUUUCCUCAAUGACCAGAAAUCCCACUGUGCCAGUGACUAUUUCCUGGAAAAGGAUCCAGCUACUGGAAUCUGCAACUUUUUUUAUGACAGCGCUCCGAGCGGCAGCUUUGGCACCAUGACUUAUCUGUCCAAGGCGGUAGUCACUUAUGUUCAAGACUUUCUGCCAAACUCUAGCUGUCUGAUGCAGUGAAAGAACAGCAUCUGCUGACACCGGCAAAGGUCUAAUCAUCAAAGGUAGCAAACGAUUCAUCAGCUCAUGUGGUACUCAUACAAUAAGUGGGAUAGAUGGAGUUGAUGCUAAACAGUUAUAUUCUCUUAGAUUUAUUCUGUAAGACCCGCCCCCCAUUACAGCAUUUAAAGCAAAGUUCCUCUAAUGAAGAAUUUUGUUUGCAUUAAAAACAUAGGACUAAUACAGUUAAUGCAUAAUGUUGCACAAAUCUUUUUUUUUAGUUUGCUACUGAAAGACAUCAGCCCUUAACUAGAUGGAUGACAUAUUUUUAAUAUUCAUGUGACUUCAUAUUAGUUUUAUUUAGAUGGACAUAAUUCAUGUUGGUAUUUGAGUUGUUCUCACUUAGAUCAAUAACUUAUUUUCUGCCAAUUUCACUGUUCUGUCGUUAAUUAUUUUAAUUUUAAGAACGAUUUCACAAUGAAAAGACUAAAUCACAAAUGUCUGUUUAUAUUAUUUUUAAAAAAAUACUUAGUGUUAUCUAUCAGAUGUGCACAAACUGUAUUUAAAUAUUAACAUGAGUAAUAUAUAAAUGGAUUCUAGGCUCUGAGAGCACUAAGAGUUUUACUAAUACUGCUAAAGCUAAAUGUUGCUUUUGUUUUUGUAAGUAUGUCUUCAGUUGUGAAUGCACUCGUAUGAAUCUGUGAGCAUUUGAAUGUCAAAAUUGGGUUUUUAACAGAUCUGAAGUCUUCAUUACCUCAAUAUGACAUGUUCAUUUGUUUAUGCUGAAGUUCUGCUUUAAUCCUUUAAUACCACAACAACAGACUUUUGCUGAAGAACAUUUUGACAAGAGAACUACAUUUUCUAUUUACAUGACACAUUCAAGUUUAGUAGCUUUGUCUUCAUGAGUCUGUAAUGAAGUGGAUCAACAAUGAAGUGUUGAUGGCAUCCAUGUGUCGUUCAGUUCUUCCUCAGGCGUCAUGCGCAUUAAAAAGGCAGCAUGUAUUUUUCAUCUGUAACCUCAUCAACUGUGAACCUAAAAUUAUGCAUUUGCUGUUGGACUGUCCUUUUUAAGUUCAAAUGAUUAAAUGUUAUAUGUGGAACUAAAUUUCUUCUGCUUAUUUUAUGAUUAAAAACUGAUUAUCUAGCUCUAAA
Molecule: messenger RNA, 5177 nt
Organism: Oryzias melastigma (Indian medaka)
Lineage: Eukaryota; Metazoa; Chordata; Actinopteri; Beloniformes; Adrianichthyidae
Gene: phka2
Product: phosphorylase kinase, alpha 2 (liver)
Exons: 32
Coding region: 384-4046 (1220 amino acids)
Biological process (GO): glycogen metabolic process
Cellular component (GO): phosphorylase kinase complex
Molecular function (GO): calmodulin binding
Source: RefSeq, a predicted model, not a curated record